This is a messenger RNA of Eimeria tenella, 891 nucleotides long. RefSeq lists its product as uncharacterized. Lineage: Eukaryota; Apicomplexa; Conoidasida; Eucoccidiorida; Eimeriidae. The record is from RefSeq and is a predicted model, not a curated record. The transcript has a single exon. Bases 1 to 891 code for a protein of 296 amino acids.
AUGACGAAGCCAGGCCAGCCUCAGGGGCACGGGGCCCCUAAAGGGGCCCCCAAGGAGGCCCACAAGGAGGCCCUCAAAGAGGCCCCCAAAGGGGCCCCUAAAGACGCCCCCAAGGAGGCUCACAAGGAGGCCCAUAAAGAGGCCCACAAAGGCCCCAAGGAGGCCCCCAAGGAGGCCCACAAAGAGGCCCCCAAGGAGUUCCACAAAGAGGCCGCUGAAGCCCCCAAGGAGGCCCACGAAAAUGCCCCCAAAGAGGCCCCGAAAGAGGCCCCUGGGGAGGUUCCCAAGGAGGCCCCCAAAGAGGCCCCUAAAGCUCUCAAAGAUGAGCCUGAAGAGGCCCCUAAACCCUCCAAGGGGGCCCCCAAGGACGCCCCCAAAAGAGCCCCCGAAGAGGAGGCCCCUGAGGAGGGGCCCCCUCAGGAGGAAGCUGGGGGCCCCCCGGGCGAGCCUUGUGACGGUGCGGGUGGCACCGCGGGGGGCUCCCCGGGGGCCCCCGAGUCGCCCCGGAGCCCCGGGGGGCCCCCCGAAGCGCCGAGGGUCCCCCCGGGGGCCCGCGGGGGCCCCGCAGAGGAGGCCCCGGGGCCCUCGCUGCUGGAAGAAGCUGUGUCGGACAUGAAGAUGGGCACGGAAAUAAUGAAAGGAGCCACGAAAGAAACAGCAGCAGAUGCAGCAGAAGUGCUGCGGCUGCGGGCGCAAGAAACUGUGGAGUGGGUGCGGCAGCUAAGUGCUGAGGCCGGGGAGUAUGUGGGCCUCGCGUGGGAGUCUGCGAAGGAGAGCGGGGCGCAGGCCUCAGCAGCAGCAGCAGAAACUGUGCGGGAAGCAGGAGCAGCAGCAGCAGAAACUGUGCGGGAAGCAAGAGCAGCAGUAGCCGAGUUCAUUGCCCCCCACUGA